AUGCUGCGCUGGAACUCUGCAGGCACUGAGGAGAGGCCGAAGGGAAUCCUGAUCCACUCAUACAGACCCCACGGCGUUAUGAAGGCGUCUUUGUGGGGGGGGGGUUGUGUGGUGGGGUGUGUGGGGGGGGGGGGGGGUGGGGGGGGUGGUUUGGGGGUUUUUUGGGUGUGUGUUGGUGUGGUUGGGGGGGGGUGUGGGGGGUUGUGUUGGGGGUGGUUGGGGGUUUGUUGUUGUGGUUGGGUGUGGGGGGGUGGGGUGGGGGGGGUGGGGGGUGGUGGGUGGUGUUGUGUUGGUGGGGGGGUUGGUGUUGUGUGGUGUGGGGGGGGUUGGGGUGGUGUUUUGGGGUGGUGGGGGGGUGGGUGGGGGGGGGGGGGGGGGGGGGGGGGUGGUGGGGGUGUGGUGGGGGGUGGGGGUUGGUGGGUUGGGUUUUUUUUUUGUGGUUUUUGUGGUUUGGGUUGUUUUGGGGGUGGUGUGUGUGUUUGUGGUGGGGUGUGUGGUGUUUUUUGGGUGGGGGUGGUGGUGGGUGUGUUGGGGUGUUGGGGGGGGGGGUGUGUGGGUGUGUGGGGGGGGGGUGGGGGGGGGGGGGGGGGGGGGGGGGGGGUGGGGGGGUGGGGGGUGGUUGGGGGGGGGGGGGGGGGGGGGGGUGUGGUGGGGGGGGGGGGGGGGGGGGGUGGGGGGGGGGGGGGGGGGGGGGGGUGUGGUUUGGUGGGUGGGGGGGGGGGGGUGGGGUGUGGGUUGGGGGGUGGGGGGGGUGUGGGGGGGGGUGGUGGGUGGGGGGGGGGGGGGGGGGGGGGGUUUGGGGGGGGGUUGUGGGGGGGUUUGUGUGGGGGGGUGUGUGGGGUGGUGUGGUUGUUGGGGGUUGGGGGGGGGUUGGUGUGUGUUGGGGUUGGGGGUGGGUUGGUGGGUUUUUGGUGGUUGGGGGGUGGUGGGGGGGUUGGGUUGUGUGUGUUGGGUGGGUGGUGGGGUUGGGUGGUUGGUGGGUUGGGGGUGGUGUUUGUUUGUGGGGGGGGGGGGGGUUGGGGUUGGGGGGUGGGGGUGGGGGGGGGGUGGGGGGGGGGUUUGGGGGGGGGGGGGGGGGGGGGGGGGGGGGGGUGGGGGGGGGUGUGGGGGGGGGUUGGGUGGGGGGGUGUGGGGGGGGGGGGUGUGGGGGGGGUGGGUUGGGGGGGGGGGGGGGGGGGGGGGGGGGGGGGGGGGGGGUUGGGUUUGGUGGGUUGGUUUUUUGGGGGGGUUGGUUGGGGGUUUUGGGUUUGUUGUGUGGGGUGUGGGGUGGGGGGGUGGGGGGGUGGGGGGGGGGGUGUUGGGGUUGUUGUUUGGGGGGGGGGGGGGGGGGGGGGGGGGUGGGUGGGUGGUGGUUUGUGGUUGGGGUUUGGGGUGGUGGGUGGGUGGUGGUGUUUGUGUUGGGGUGUUGGUGUGGGGGGGGGGGGGUGUGGGGUGGUGGUGGUUGUGGUGGGGGGGUGGGGGGGGGUGGGGGGGGGGUGUGUUGGGGGGGGGGGGGGGGGGUUGGGUUGGGGUGGGGGGGGGGGGGGGGGGGGGGGUUGGGGGGGUGGGGGGGGUGGGGGGGGGGUGGGGGGUGGGGUUGGGUGGUGGUGGGGGGGGUGGUGUGGUGGGUGGGGGGGGGGGGGGUGGUGUGGGGGUGGUGGGGGGGUUUGGGGUGUGGUUGGUGGGGGGUGGGGGGUGUUGGGUGGGGGGGGGGGUGGGGUGGUGGGGUGGUGGGGGGGGGGGGGGUUGGGGGGGUGGUGGGUGUGUUUGUGCAAGAUAGGGGGUUAUGGGUUUGGGUGGUGGUGA
Knipowitschia caucasica is the source of this 1785-nucleotide messenger RNA. The record is from the annotation of a GenBank genome assembly. NCBI's taxonomy places the organism in Eukaryota, Metazoa, Chordata, Actinopteri, Gobiiformes, Gobiidae.